Daphnia pulex (common water flea) is the source of this 2587-nucleotide messenger RNA. RefSeq names its product adhesive plaque matrix protein-like. NCBI's taxonomy places the organism in Eukaryota, Metazoa, Arthropoda, Branchiopoda, Diplostraca, Daphniidae. The transcript has 6 exons. The coding region runs from base 1087 to 1935 and encodes 282 amino acids. The record is from RefSeq and is a predicted model, not a curated record.
AGUGUCGUCUGCUUUAGUUUUGUUUACACAAGCUUCGAAAAAGAGACGAAGUUUAAGAUGUUUAAAGAUUAAAAGAUAUAGAAAAUUGAAUGUAUUGAAACGUACGUGGCUGUACGAAAAAUAGCAGAACAAAUAAAAUUACCAAAAUGUGGACCUCGUGUCAACUCUCGUCUCAUUAUAGAAUCGCCUAAUACACACUCCAUGCUGUUCAUAGCAGAUUCCAGGCCUGAGCCAGCCUCAAGAUAUGCAUGUUUUUUGUAUGCCUUUAUUGAACUGUCAUCAUCCAGUAUCAUCACUUAGCAUCCCAUUUGAUGGGAGAAAUAUCCCUUUCUUUAAAUGUCCUCGUGUACCCCAUGUAAUUGUGGGUGUAUUUCACGUGGACGCCCUUUUUCUUAUUCCGUCUGGUGGAUUCAACUCGUCAGCGGAUGGAUGGAUCACCCGGUGAAUGCCUGGCCUUCGGUGAAUUCCCAGGCUUAAAGAUAACGAAUUAAUCCAACCAUGUGUGUGUUCCCAGCCAGAGGAUUGCGGGUCGCUGCCCGUCGUGCGGUAGGGCAUAUCGGCUGAACUGCUGGGAAACGUGAUUCGGGACUAGCGGGGUCUCCGUGAUGGGGCGCGUGUACCUUAAGAGAGAGAGAGAGAGCGCGACCCGUCGUCCUUGGAUCUGGCAGCAGGUGAAUGGCACAAGUUCUUGCCUUUAGCAGACAGCACAGCCGAGCAGCAGCAGCAGCAGCUAUGGAGCAAGAAGCGGAAAGUGUUCCACUUUUUUAUUUUCCCCUCCCCGAUGGAUGCUCGCCGACCCCGGCUGCAACAUCCAGUGUGACAGGGCUCUUGGCACAUUCACCUGACCCAAACCUAUACACGUACACCUAUCUCUACCAUACGCUGGUGGCUGUUUUUUUUUUAAUCCGCCUCCCUCCUCCUUUCAUUUUCCUUUCGCAUUUCUAAUCGGCCCAGCACAUUGGUAUAUAAAGCCUUGGCAGUGACUCCUUCAAUCAUCGAACAGACCAGCAACGGAUACAGUCAUCAGCUUCAACAGCUCCAGUCAAAUAAAAAUCUACUCUCAAAAACCAAUUCUACCGAGCGAAAAUGGCAGCCAAGUUCUCCGUUCUCCUGGUCGUCUCCAUGUUUGUAGCGGUCUCCAUGGCCGGAGGAAAGAAGGGUGGAAGCAGCUAUGGCGAUUACAGCGCUAGCUAUGCUCCAUCCUACCCUUCUUACCCUUCUUACUCUGCUCCCUCUUACGCUGCUCCCUCUUACGCUGCUCCUUCUUACGCUGCUCCUUCUUACGCUGUUCCGUCUUAUUCAGCUCCUGCUUAUCCAGCUCCUGCUUACUCUUCCGGUAAAUCUAGCGGUGGCAAGAAGCGCAAGGGGGGCUUAAAGAGAUUGUUCAAGGCCAUCAAGGGCAGUGAUCUUGACUUUGAUGCUCUUUUUAACACACUCGCUUCUCUAUCAGGAGACUAUUCCGGUGGUUCUUCUUAUGCCGCUCCUUCUUAUGCCGCUCCUUCCUACGCCGCUCCUUCAUACGGCGGUGGCAAGAAAGGAGGCAAGAAGGGAGGUAACCACUACGCCGCCCCAGCACCCUACGUCGCUCCAGUCUACUCCGCACCGGCCUACUCCGCACCAGCCUACUCCGCACCAGCCUACUCCGCACCGGCCUACCACGCUCCGACCUACGCCGCUCCGGCCUACCACGCUCCGGCCUACGCUCCAUCUUACGGCGGUGGCAAGAAAGGAGGCAAGAAGGGAGGCAGCCAAUACUCCGUUUCCUACGCUCCUACCUACGUCCCAUCUUACCAGGCUCCUACUUACCACGCUCCUUCUUACCCCGCUCCUUCUUACCACGCUCCAUCUUACCCCGCCCCAUCUUACUCCGCCCCAUCUUACUCCGCUCCAGCCUACGAGGCUUCAUCUUACUCCGCUCCGGCUCCUGCUUAUUAGAAAAACCAAAAAGUAUUUUCUAAUUUUUACCACCAAAAGUUGUUUGUUUUCACCCAACAGCGGAGAAAUCAAAAUAAGGAGUCGGUAUUUUAAUUCAGACGCAAAAAGGAAAUGAGAUUAGCUUGAUGGUGACUCCUUUUUGAUUCAAUUCUUCUACUCAGAGAUAUAUCUCGUCAUCGGAUCUAGCCCGAUGACAGUUUAUAUAAUAGGAUUUAUCUUGAUAUUAUCAUUCUAUGCCAAUACUUAAUCCAACUUUAUAUUCUCUUUUUACAAUGUCACUUUAGCCGAUUUGAUUCUUACAGCUCCUCCACCUUCCCACUCAUUAUCUGACACAGAUACUUGGUAGUCAACCAUUCUUCAUGAGUGUACAUAUUUAAAAUUUUCUGACUUCAUCUCGCUCAACCAAACAAAGGAAAAGAAAAUAUUAUUUGCCUUCGCAGACUGUUUUUCCAAUAUCAAAAGUAGAGUUAUAUCACUUUCCCCCUAUCAAAUCCUGCCUAAAAUAUUUUCCAUUUCACAAAAGACACUAUUUUACAGAAUGUUUUAUAUACUUGUGUAUUUCGAUGCCAAUUUCGAAUGACAUUUAUAUUGAAUUGCCAAAUAUAUUUCUUCGGGGCUUGUGCGAUUGUCACAGUCUUAGCACAAAAAAUUA